UGCAUUCCUGUUUUUCCAUUGGCUGGAUCUUGAUUGCAGUCUUGGUUGAUUGCGCUAAGACGCGUAAAGUCUUUGUUCACCUGAGACGCGUCUUUUGCUCCCUUGCCCUUGGAUGCUGCUGCCCACUUGCCCUUGCCGAAAAGUGUCCACCGUCCCUUGCGAAAAAGUCCACUUUGACCCCCGUCCUGCCCGUCACUGUCCAAUCCCGUGGUUGCAGGCCGAUUUGACGCCUGGCCUUGUUGGGCACAGCUCGCAAUUUGAUCAACGUCAUUCCAAUGGCGUGCAUCGGCAUCCGUGCACCAUCAACCAGUCCAGAACAUCAAGUCAACAACAGCUCUAGCUCUCUACCCUACCCCAGAUCGUCACCUACCUUGUCGGCGAUAUCAACGACGACGAACCACCGCCAAAAGCAAAAAUGGCAGACGACCGAAUGGAAAUCUCCGACGAGGAGGGUUCCUCCCUCUUCGCAUCGCCCACUCAUCCUCCCACCUCCCGCGCGCAUCCCCCGUCGCAAGCGCAACAACAGCAGAAAACUCCCGUCGCUUCGAGUGCAGCAGCAGCCGCCUCCGCAGCCAAGGACCCCGCCACCAAUCAGAGCAGUAGUCGCUCAUUCGGCAUCGACAACACCACGAUCGAGAGUCGCGAAGCCGCUCUACAGCGAGAGCUAGAAGGAGUGCGCAAAAUCAACCAAGUGAUCGAAGGCGUCAUCGGUACAUUGGAGCGCGCAAAGGGGAAUAUGGGUACCGUAAACCGCACAAUCCACUCCGCCUCCCACCUCCUCACAACCUGGACCCGCAUCCUCUCCCAAACCGAACACAACCAGCGCCUUCUGCUCAACCCCUCCUGGAAGGGCGCCACUGCAGAUCUAAUCGAAAUCGAAGCCGAAGCCCUCGAGCGACAGCGCGAAGCCGAGCGCAAGGCCGCCGAAGCCGAGCGCAAGCGGGAAGAGGCGCGCCGCAAAGCAGAAGAAGAAGCGGAACGGAGACGCUUGGCUGCUACGAGUACCACAGGGGUAGGCAGGGGGAGGCCGAGGAGUAGAUCUGUUGGCGUGGCCAGUUCGAGGUAUGGGAUUGGAGUUACGAGGAGCGCGACUAGUGCGGCGGGGACGAGGGGG
Molecule: messenger RNA, 1114 nt
Organism: Neurospora tetraspora
Lineage: Eukaryota; Fungi; Ascomycota; Sordariomycetes; Sordariales; Sordariaceae
Product: DASH complex subunit Duo1-domain-containing protein
Exons: 2
Biological process (GO): mitotic cell cycle
Cellular component (GO): DASH complex; mitotic spindle
Source: RefSeq, a predicted model, not a curated record